AUGCUCAUUACUGAGAUUUCCUACCCUCCAAAAUUACUGAGAUUCUUUUAAAUAAGAUUACUCAGUAUAAUGAAGGGUGGUUAAUAAUUUUUAAUAUUUUAAAUAAAAAGUGCUCUAAUGAUUAAUUUUGGAUUGCAGUCAACAACGAUUCCUAAUCCACAACCGAACACACAGUAGCCCCCAUCGAUAUUUGGUUAGCCCCAAACAUUACCACCAGCAAACUAAACACAAUAAGGGUUAUUGCCGUAGCCAUAACCAGCUCAAUAAUUGCAGCCAUUAUAGCCUACAACUACACCUUUGUAAGCUCAAAAUCAAGCACUCAAGAAAAGCGAAUUCGAGAACCUGGUUAAGUAUUACAAGGAAAAGCCAGAAUUGACAAAAUAGUAGGAAUUGCAAGUAUUCGUGCAGCAAACCAAGUAUUUAAAAAAUAGGAUCCAGAAAAAAUUCCAAAAGCAAAUUAAUGUUAAACAAACUCAAUAUUUAUUGGUUGACACUCUCAGUUAGAAGGUGUGUUAAUUAUUUCAAAAAUUUAACUUGAAUGAGCGUAAUUUAGAAUACACCAAGAAAGAUGAAUUAUAGAGAUUGAGUUAAAGAAUCAAAGCAGAUCAAGAGAAACAAAAUCUAUUGUUUUAAUCUUAACUUAAAGUCAAGGAAUUGUAUUCACAACAAGUGUCUAACUACUUAGAACUCAAUAACAGAGUUCAAACGAACAAAAAUAUGAUAAAUUCAAUUUAGAAAAAAGAAGCGCUAACACAGAGUAGACAUACAAAAGAACUAAUAAACCUGUUACAUGAGAAUAAAGCAGAUCAAGUCCAACCUAAAUCGGUCUCCAUCAAAUCUAUCUCUUUUAACACACACAAUCAAUUCAUUAUUGAAAAAUUGUUUAUUGAACAAGAAUUUUACUAGAAAUUGGAGCAAUUUUUGGAAUUCUAAAAAUUACGACAAAUGAAGGAGAAUAUUGAUAAAGCAGAUUAUUACGAAUCUUUGUUUUCAUGCUUUGUUAACAUCCAAAGUGAUCACAAAGAUAUUAUGAGAUUGUUGUCCCUCUAAUUUAAAGGAAUUUAGUUCCAAUCCCAAAAAAUUCAAAAGGAUCUGCUUUAGAACUCAAUACGACUGUUGGAAAGUGAAAUGAGUAGAAGAAUUGGAGUCAUGGACUUAGCCAAUAUUAAUUGUAAUCCAUAUUCUGCUAUCUUUAGAGAAAUUUAAAGAUAUUUACUAUGA
Molecule: messenger RNA, 1221 nt
Organism: Paramecium tetraurelia
Lineage: Eukaryota; Ciliophora; Oligohymenophorea; Peniculida; Parameciidae
Exons: 5
Source: RefSeq, a predicted model, not a curated record